Molecule: messenger RNA, 1416 nt
Organism: Habropoda laboriosa
Lineage: Eukaryota; Metazoa; Arthropoda; Insecta; Hymenoptera; Apidae
Gene: qsm
Source: RefSeq, a predicted model, not a curated record
CCCUGCAAUAGACACUUUCGGAGUAUCUCUACUCGAAGGUUGGAUCGAAUAAGUGGAAAUGGAGUCGGGAUCGUGGAGACUGCUAUCGUGCUGGAUAUUUAUCCUUGGAGCGGUGCAGGCAAACGUUCAGAGCAAAGUGAGAUGCUCCGAGCAGUGGAUGGAGGUUGACAUCGUGAGGAGUAGUCCACAGGCGAGGAUAUAUCUUCAACAGAUGAAGGACUUUCCAGACGAAGCUUGCAAGCCACGGUUGAGCAACGGUGUCGCCACGUUCCGAUUGCCGCUCCUCGAACAGGACAUGCUGCGAUGCGGUAUCACCAGGGUCGUUAACAAAGUCACGGGUCAGAAGGUGUACUUUCAUCGGAUAAUAGUGGAGGAGCCCGCGGAUUCCAACAAGCACACGUUCACCGUGAAGUGUGUUAUCACCGAAGUCGUUGUGAAACCUGGAAUCUUGAUCGCGGCCAAUCACACUGCCGUCCGAAGGAGCGUUCUUCCAGCAGGCUUUCAGGAACCUGACGUGAUCGACAUCAGGGGAGAGAUUUCCGAGUCUGCACCGGUACCGAUAUUGGGUGUCGGCGUUAGGCAAGGUGGCAAUCUCGUCACUGGAGAACUGAACGUCAGUCCAGGAACACCGUUGCAGAUGGAGAUCUUUUUGGACAACGGCUCUGCCCCGGUUUACGGCCUUUUGGUCACUUACAUGCUCGUCACAGACACGAAAUCUCAAGAGGAGACGAUCAUUAUCAACGGCUGUUCAGUGGACCCCUAUCUCUUCGAGAACUUCAACACGGUGGACGGUGAUUUCCUCACGGCGAAAUUCCGCGCUUUCAAGUUCCCAGAAAGUACUUACGUUCAGUUUCGCGGUACCGUUAACGUCUGCCUGGACAAGUGCCAAGGGAUCGAGUGUAGCAACGGUCAAAUUGGAUUCGGAAGAAAGAGGAGAGCCAUCGACGUUUCCAACACGGAUAAGAACAAGCUGUUCGAAGUGACCAUGUCUGCUCUCAUCAAGGUCGACUUCGAGGAAGAUGCUGUGGUAGACAAAGCUCUGUCCGAGUUGUACAUCAGAAGGGGAAAGAACAGGACGAAAGCCAGAGCGGUGAUCGCUGAAGAAGUGAGGGAACAGGCAGCUCCGACGACCAUCAGGACAGAGGAGAGAGCUUUCAUAGCGCAAGAAGUGAAGGAACAGUUCAAGUACAAGGUUACCGAGACGGAGAUGAGCGGUUUUUUUACAGCGCUCUUGCCCAUCCUCCUUAUCCCUCUUUGCCUUUGCAAAUUCUUGUAGGAUCCAAGAGAAACGUCGGUUGACGAGCGACUGUAAAUAGAACGCAGCUUGAGAACCGGCGGAAUGGACCGAAUCUCUUAGCCGGAUGUUAGUGUAAUUCCUUUUUCCUUUCUGUGCACGGGGGGAGAAACCGAUCGUGC